UAACCAACUCUCUCUUCCGUCAAAACACACAGCUGAUGCUUUAUCAGAGUACAACCUCAAAAGAAGGGUGGAUCUGGUGAACAGCGUAUUAAAAAGGCGCAUGCACAAUUCAUGGAUACGCUAGACCAGCUGGAAUUAAGCCUCUUGCGUUGUCGAGAAGUCUUGGAACGAGCAGAUCGUCAGGCGCAAUCUGCUGCAUUGUCAAUUGGUCAAGAUGGGUUACCCGAGUUAUCCAUCAAGCAUGAUCCAGACAAUCAACCCGUUGGUGGUCUAGCUGAUUAUGCACAACCGGAGGCUAUGACCAUUAUUGACUUGGAAGGUCGAAAACCAUCAGAAACACCCGUUGCUUCUGACAACAAUGCAUAUGGCAUGACGCCUAUUGCACAAGCUGCCGAGACACCCGCGUCACUCUCGCUAGAUACGCGCAUACCGACUGUUGUGAGCCAGGAAAGUGGAGCCUUAUCUGCCAUUUCUGCUGGGAAUGCCCUGACCUUUCUACAAGAUUUGGGGGCUGCUACGGGUCCAACAGCGUCGACGGACGGUGCUGGUGGUCAAACGAAUUUGCCGACAACGCAGACAGAACAGGAGCAAGAAGACGCUGCUGUUGCCAUGGCUUUCUGCAGCUCUGAGCAGUUCAAUUUGGCAACGUGCACCUUCAUCUGCUCCAAAAUAUACAAGUUGCAGGUAUAUGAAGCAGACAAAAGCCUACUCUCGGGGCUACGGCGACUAAGCUAGCUGGACCAGCAAUAGCUUGAUGCAUGGCAAGGCUAGCACAGGGCGCCACAGCGACAAGCAGUAUGGAUGUCGUUGAAACAGGAAUGGAGAAGGACACAGUUGAGCAUGGAUAGUCAGCAAGAAAGCUGUGAGACACUGACUGAUAUACUCCAUAGACAGUUACAAGCUGCGUCGUUGAGACUUUCGACCCCUUGCAUGAUUCCCCUGAAAAGUAUAGCACAUAUAAGCAUGCGACGGCGCAUCUGUCUUGCAGUAUAGAAUAUAGAGUCAG
Molecule: messenger RNA, 1006 nt
Organism: Protomyces lactucae-debilis
Lineage: Eukaryota; Fungi; Ascomycota; Taphrinomycetes; Taphrinales; Protomycetaceae
Exons: 2
Coding region: 112-735 (207 amino acids)
Source: RefSeq, a predicted model, not a curated record